Molecule: messenger RNA, 747 nt
Organism: Chionomys nivalis (European snow vole)
Lineage: Eukaryota; Metazoa; Chordata; Mammalia; Rodentia; Cricetidae
Product: membrane-spanning 4-domains subfamily A member 13-like
Exons: 7
Coding region: 1-747 (248 amino acids)
Biological process (GO): cell surface receptor signaling pathway
Cellular component (GO): plasma membrane
Source: RefSeq, a predicted model, not a curated record
AUGGAGGUGGCAGCGCCCCUGAGGCAGGUGCUGCCCGCAGGAAUCCCAGAGCAGGAAGAUCUAGAACUAAAGGAAACCCCCGAAGGAUUGCCCCCUUCUACCCUUAGGAUCAUACAGAGUAGGGAAUCCAUGACCCAUCAACAGAGCGCGUUAAUGACGGGCUCUAGACUCGGCUUUCCGAGAGAGCCUUUGACAGAGUUUGUUACAUUUUUUAAAAAUCGUCACCUCGUAACCGGAGAUAUCCUCAUAUCCCUCUUGGUGAAUAUGCCACACAAUCGUCUGUGGGUAAAGCAGGAACUGAGAUUGUUGGGGACUGUACAAUUAAUGACCAGCUUGAUAGUGCAGAGCCUGGGAUACUUUUGGACAUACCUGUAUUUUUCUCAAAAUAUUGCAUUUGUAAUGGACAGUGAAUAUAUUCCUAUUGUUGGAACUUCAGGAUACUCACUUUGGGCCUCAUUGCUUUUUAGCCUAUCAGGAAGUUUUUCAAUAGCAUUGCAGAGGAGGCCUUCAAAUCACAUGCUGAUCUGGACUAUGACAAUGAACAUCUUAAGCAUCUUCGCAACACUAAUAGGUGUGUUUUUAAUAACAUUUGAACUGAUGAAGACUUCAAGUAUACAGUCUUCUUUGUGGCAAUACAGAAGUGGUAGGAUGCUUACAGGAUAUCUCUUCCUGUUCACUGUCUUGGAGAUGUUUAUGGCAUGCAUAGUAACUGAGUGGACCUACAGAGCAAGACAAACAGAAUAUUAA